Messenger RNA from Oncorhynchus mykiss (rainbow trout), 3171 nucleotides. It is a transcript of the gene efhc2, whose product is annotated as EF-hand domain containing 2. NCBI's taxonomy places the organism in Eukaryota, Metazoa, Chordata, Actinopteri, Salmoniformes, Salmonidae. Gene Ontology annotation, cellular component: microtubule. The record is from RefSeq and is a predicted model, not a curated record. Gene Ontology annotation, biological process: regulation of neuron projection development.
CCUCAAACGGGAAGGACGAAAGAACUUCUCACGAGUUGGACGGAGGGAAAAGUAUAUUUAUAUCCCAAUUAAUGCCACUAUGGCACUGCCGAUGCUGCCUGGAAAUUCUCUCAACAAAAACUUGGGGAAAGACAAAUUCCACAAGUCCCAGCAUUUUGACUAUUCCAACGGGGUCCGCAUGAUGGUGGGCUCAGGGAAGCCAGGCAUUGGAGGGGAGUUGCUGUUGGGCCAGAAGUCUCAACCAAACUAUUCUGUCUUUCCCAAUGGAGAGGGCAGUGACACUCCAUCAUGGGUGGCCUUUGACAAGCAGGUGCUGAGCUUCAAUGCUUUCUUCCAGGAGGCUGUGCCUCAGAAGCGAGAGGAGAAAUACCGCGUCAGGAAGUGUAAGAUCUAUUUCUACCUGGAAGACGACACCAUCCAGGUGGUAGAGCCUGAAUUAAAGAACAGCGGAAUACCACAAGGAACGCUGAUUCGUCGGCACCGCAUCCCACUGCCCCCUCCAGAUGAUGAGUGCUUCUACACGGUGCACGACUUCAACAUCAACCAGCAGAUGGUGCUGUACUCACGCACUUUCAUGGUCACUGACUGUGACCCCUUCACCAGAAACUUCCUCAGGAAGAUGGGGGUACGGCUCAACCCCCCCACCUCCACUCCCCUGGACCCCUACAGCAACCUACGACAAGAGAUGGAGAAGAGUAUGAAGCCGCUUCGUCCAUACGAGAGGCUGGACACGCUCAAGCAGUUCCUGGACCACGACCGCAAUGUGCUGCGGUUCUUCUGCCACUGGGACGACUCAGAGAACAUGUUUGGGGACCCGCGCGAGCUUACCCUGCACUACUUCUUGGCCGAUGACACCAUAGAGAUCAGGGAGGUCAUCUACCCCAACUCAGGCCGGGAUGCCACCCCCAAGUUUCUGCACCGUAGCAAGCUGCCCAAGCAUUCUCCCAACCCCAAGCGUCAGCCCGGAGAUAUCACAGACCGUACGGUGCUCAACGUCUUUGGUCCAAUGGGCCAGGGAGGACGCUACAUCCUGGACAGCCUCAAAACAGGUGCGGUCCAUGAGCAGUUCUAUAAGGACAGUGACCUGACUCUGGGGGGCAUGGUCAACGUGUGGGGACGCAGGGUGGUCAUCUGUGACUGUGACAACUUCACCAAAGAGUUCUACCGCUCCAAAUACGGCAUUGAGGACUUCAGCCCAGUACAGUACAAGGCACCUCUGGCCCCUAAGCCCCCCAGGCCUGUACCUCCCUACAAUGGCUUUGGCUCUGAAGAGGACUCUCUGUGCUCCUGCCAGGGCCUGCUGCCCAAACCCCCACAGAAAGACUUCCGCAAGCUCAUGGAGAAAGACAGACAGGGCCUUGAGAGCAAUGUGCUGAGGUUUAUGGGGAAGAUGGUGACUGAAAAUCCCAUCGACAGAGAUAGACUCUUCAUAAUCUCCUUCUACCUCAGUGACGACACCAUCUGUGUGUACGAACCGCCUCAGAGGAACACCGGUGUGUUGGCGGGUAAGUUCCUUGAGCGUGGCAGAGUGAAGAAGCCUGGUCAGGAGCUGUUUAAGAGUGAGAUGUCCCAGUAUUUCAGUGCCCAGGACCUGUAUGUAGGAGCCAGGAUCAGCCUCAACAACCAAGGCUUCCAGCUGAUCGACGCUGAUGAGUACGCCUUCAACUACAUGGAGCAACACGCUGAGGAGUUCCCCAGGGCUAACAUGGGCUCCAUUAUCAGUAAGAUCCGCUCCAUCCCUGAGGACAAACAGAAUGAGAUUAAACAGUUCCUCACCCUCAGUGACCCUGGAAACACUGGACUGAUCCCCUAUGAACCCUUCAGGGGCCUUCUGGUGGGUCUGGAGUGUGGUCUGUCGGAGCACGAGGUGAUGAUGCUCGGUCGUUGUUUCUGUGAGCGCCAGCAGCCCGAGGCAGAGGUGGGUCUCAUGCUGGCUGUGGCUCAGGACCACCUACGCAAGAAACACUUUGAGAGCUUCUCCGACAUGACCAGAGCCUUCACACACGAGGACCGACACAGGACUGGUCAUCUCUCCACCAAGGAGGCCAGGACCAUCUGUAAGGCCUUCCAGCUGCCACUGGCUGAGGACCUGUUGAGGGCCCUCCUCAAGAAGUUUGAUGCAGGCUCUGAGGAGAUGGACUACCAUGCCUUUCUGGCAGGGAUCAACUGGAGAGAGAACCCUGCUCCCCCUGUCCUGCCUGACGACGCCCUGAAGUUUAACGUGGACUGGAGCAGGGAAGCCAGAGACCCAGAGGUGAAGAGCAUCAACUACUCUGUCCUUCUGGAAGACGUGUUCGGUAGUGUCAACACCAACUCUAACCAACCCAACACUCUAACCAACCCAACACUCUAACCAACCCGACACUCUAACCAACCCGACACUAACAAACGCGACACUAACCAACCCAACACUCUAACCAACCCGACACUCUAACCAACACUCUAACCAACCCAGCACUCUAACCAACACUCUAACCAACCCGACACUCUAACCAACCCAACACUCUAACCAACACUCUAACCAACCCAACACUCUAACCAACCCGACACUCUAACCAACCCAACACUCUAACCAACACUCUAACCAACCCAACACUCUAACCAACCCGACAGACGCUCUAACCAACCCGAUACUCUAACCAACCCGAUACUCUAACCAACCCGACACUAACCAACCCGACACUCUAACCAACCCGACACUCUAACCAACCCAACACUCUAACCAACCCGACACUCUAACCAACCCUACACUCUAACCAACACUCUAACCAACCCUACACUCUAACCAACACUCUAACCAACCCAACACUCUAACCAACCCGACACGCUAACCAACACUCUAACCAACACUCUAACCAACCCAACACUCUAACAAACCCGACACUCUAACCAACCCAACACUCUAACCAACCCAACACUCUAACCAACCCAGCACAAGGACUGAGAGAUAGCAAGGAGUACCAGCAGAUCAUCAUCCUAUGAACUCAAUCACCUCGCUGCUCUCUGUGUAUAUUUUCACUUUCAAUUAAAGAACAUGGAUUACAUUUGCAACCAAACAUCGGCCCUUUUAACAUGUGUGGGAAACGGUGUGUACACUUGAAUUGUGUUAUGUGUAAAACAAAGACCCUUAAAAACAGUAUACUGUGUGUGUGGGUGUGUGUGUGUGUGUGU